This is a messenger RNA of Xiphias gladius (swordfish), 1754 nucleotides long. RefSeq names its product TNFAIP3-interacting protein 3-like. Gene Ontology annotation, biological process: regulation of transcription by RNA polymerase II; cellular response to lipopolysaccharide. The transcript is spliced from 10 exons. Bases 1 to 1140 code for a protein of 379 amino acids. Lineage: Eukaryota; Metazoa; Chordata; Actinopteri; Istiophoriformes; Xiphiidae. The record is from RefSeq and is a predicted model, not a curated record.
AUGACUGGCAACCUGUCAGCUCGCAUCGGGCUGAUGGUGGCAAACUGCCGCCACCAUCAGCCCGAUGCGAGCUGGAAUAAGCUCCUGGCCAAAGUUACCCUGCACAAGCCACGAGGGUUAGAAAAUGGAUUGGGUUUUGGGGCGGGUGUGAUCAAGCCGACUGUCAGAAACGGCUGUGACAUGGACACCGCGAGUCCGAUGCCUCUGAGCGCCUGUCGCCUCCCUCCGGGCUUUCCGCAGCCGCCGCGUGGCGACGCCGCGCACGGAUCCCGGGCCGGCGGGCCCGCUGCCGCGGACAACAAGCCAACUCGCAGGCUGUAUCCCUCACUGCCACAUGUGGACAGCUACGACAUCCGUGUCGUGCCGGACGGCUCCACUGUGCGAGGAAAGCCUCGCACAGCUGCGGACCUCAGUCCCGAGAGGCUGCCUGGAGACACGCAGUCGGAGGCGCCCGCAGCCGUCGGCGACGUCAGAAUGAGAGCGCAGAUCCUCGCCCUGGAGGAGCAAAGGGAGGAACUGAUUGCCAUCAACGAGACGUGGGCGAAAGAGUACCGAGCCAUGGCGCACUACUACAGAGAGCAGGUCCGGGGUUUAAAAGCGCUGCUGCAGCGGGAGCACGGCGGCCCCGGGGAGGGGGCGUGCGAGCAGGGAGGAAAGCCCACGGCCCAGUGUACAAAACUCAGAUUCAAGGCAGCCAAAGACGUGGCCGGCGAACGCACCCGCGAUGCUGAGGCGAGCUCUGAGUUGCUCGGAGCAGAAAAGGAGGCCCGGGAGCUGCGGGCGCAGAACAGCGCUCUGGCCCAGAGAGGGCGGCAUCAGCGUGAGGAGAUCAGACGCCUGAACAAGGCCCUGGAGGAGGCGCUUCUGACCUCUCGACCUCUUGGGCCGAGCAGGGAAACGCUACAGGAUCUGUGGAAACAUCAGGCAGAGGUCUACAAGGACGACUUUUUGACCGAGCGGAAGGACAGGGAGACGCUCAAACAGAAGUAUUUGGAGCUGGAGAAUCAGUUUAGAAGAGUCCGCAGGGAGCUGCACGUCCUCAAAUCCAAGCUGCCGCGGACCCGUCCACCUCAACCCGUGCCUGAAUGCGGCUGCGCAAGUCGAGGGCACCUGUCCAAAGUGGGAGGUCCGACCGGUUAACCGGCGCCGCACGGCGUUGAGAGAGGCGGCACGCCCUCGAUAACAAACCGCGAAAACCCAGUGGACUCCUCGCGCGUUUUUUGAGAUGACAAUUCGCUGCGCUGCGUGGGAGCCUCUCCCGGAGCGUGAUGGCCGCAUCGGAGUUCAUCAUUCCCAGGGACUCUGCGAGAUCAUCAUCGGGCAGGGCGACGCCCCCUUCCCCAGCUCCGUCUCAGUCCACGACCGAGGUCCAGCUUCGGGGGGGGUUUUUGGUCGCAAUCGUAACGCAAGACGAAGAGAAGCGGCAAAAAAAAGGGGGUGGCGUAGAAAUACUCCGCCCAGUGCGUGCGGUGCUCCUCCACAGGUCCUGAGGUGGAUUAUCAGUUACCGCACAACCCCAACACUAUUGACACGAGGGAUGCCCCUGUUCUCAUCACCUGUUAUCUGCAGUAUUAAAAAAGAAAGAAAGAGAGAGAGCAAAGCAAGUGGUCUGGCCUCGUCUUCGCAAAAGGCGAAUGCUGAAAAACCCCACGGAGCCACACGGGCACAGCUGCGCCUGCGAGGAGGAGGAAACGACUGAAAGUCGCGCGACGACGGAGAGCCGCUCCGCGUCUCCCCGCCGUCUUCGAAAAGGG